CCAGCACCAAUCUGUCCCUUGCAGCCCUGCCCUUGUCCCUGAUGGUGCCGCUCAGGGCCCCAGGCCCGGCCUGGGAAGGGGCAGUGCAAUGCGGUGAUUUCAAGAGAGAAUAUCCCUACAGCCCUGACUCACCCAGAGAGGCGCCCGGAGAGGACGCGACCGCUGCAUCUCCACUUUCUCCGGACGAGGAAACGAGUGAAGACUGGUUCUGAGCUUCCAUUCUGCCGCCGCCUUGUCCUCGGCUUCUCUCCUGAUGCAGCUGCCUGGGCUCUGAAUGUGUAAAGCAGCGAGGCUCUGGUCACUGGGAGGAGCCCUAAGCAAAGAGCUGUGUCUGCCUGAAGCGGAGGAUCUCGACCUUUGAGGGAGGGCGGAGGUAAAUCCAAUCCAGGAUGGGAGCUUUUCUGGACCGUCCCAAGACGGAGAAACAGAAUGAUCACGGUGAAGGGAAUGGGAUUCGAUAUGGGCUGUGCAGCAUGCAGGGCUGGCGUGUGGAGAUGGAGGAUGCUCACUCAGCAGUGCCAGAGUUACAGGACCAGCUGAAAAACUGGUCCUUUUUUGCCAUCUACGAUGGGCAUGCAGGGUCAGGGGUCGCCAAAUAUUGCGCCAAGAACCUCCUUCAGCACAUAACCAACAACCAGGAGUUCAAGGGGAUGAUUGAUGGAGGCAGUGAUUCACAAGCAGCUGUCCAAAGUGUGAAACGUGCCAUUAGGUCUGGGUUCCUGAACAUUGAUGAACAUAUGCGAAACGACUCAGAGCUGGGGAACAAUGACAUGGACCGCAGUGGCUCGACAGCAGUGGCUCUCCUGGUCUCGCCCACGCACAUCUACUUUAUAAACUGCGGAGAUUCCCGUGGUGUGUUGCAGCGGGAUCAGUCUGUGCACUUCUCCACUGAAGACCACAAGCCAUGUAACCCACGUGAGAAAGAGAGGAUCCAAAACGCAGGCGGCAGUGUUAUGAUUCAGCGGGUCAACGGCUCACUUGCUGUGUCCCGGGCCCUUGGGGAUUACGACUACAAGUGUGUGCAUGGGAAAGGUCCCACGGAGCAGCUGGUCUCUCCAGAACCAGAGGUCAUGGUCAUCGAGCGAUCCCAGGAUGAUGAGUUUGUCAUCUUGGCUUGCGAUGGGAUUUGGGAUGUAAUGAGCAAUGAGGAACUGUGUGCCUUUGUCCGAUCUAGACUUGAGCUGACUGACGACCUGGAGCAGAUCUGCAACCUGGUGGCAGAUACUUGCCUGUACAAGGGGAGCCGUGACAACAUAAGCAUCGAGCUGGUGUGCUUUGAGAAUGCACCAAGACCCUCGGAGGAAGCGAAACAAAGGGAAGCUGAGCUUGACAGAUUCCUGGAGAAACGAGUGAAAGAGUUGGUGGCCACGUCUGGCCCAGAUGCUCCUCUGGGGUUACUGGACAUAAUGCAUACUCUGCUCAUGGAGAACAUUCCCAACUUGCCACCUGGAGGAGGCCUCAUCAGCAAACGGAAUGUCAUUGAAUCAGUUUAUAAUCGGCUGGUCCCUCCAAGCACUGAUGAGGAUUUGAGGGAACCCGAUGCCACGUUGUAAUGCGAGGUUCCAGAUGUGUUGGGUAUGACUGAGGAACAAAGUGCAGAAAACACUCACCCCUGGAUUCUUUGUUUGAUGGACACUUGCACAUUGCAGAUGAGAUAUCUUGAGUGACAUAUUUAUAUAUUUGGAUUUUUUUUUGCCAGUCGCCUGCAGCCGCUUCAGGACAUUGUAGUUUGUUGCUGUUCCCUAGUGCUGUUGUAACAUCU
Stegostoma tigrinum is the source of this 1762-nucleotide messenger RNA. Its product is annotated as protein phosphatase 1B-like. Gene Ontology annotation, molecular function: magnesium ion binding; manganese ion binding; protein serine/threonine phosphatase activity. Lineage: Eukaryota; Metazoa; Chordata; Chondrichthyes; Orectolobiformes; Stegostomatidae. Gene Ontology annotation, cellular component: nucleus; cytosol. The record is from RefSeq and is a predicted model, not a curated record. Gene Ontology annotation, biological process: negative regulation of canonical NF-kappaB signal transduction; positive regulation of canonical NF-kappaB signal transduction; protein dephosphorylation. The transcript is spliced from 7 exons. Bases 390 to 1553 code for a protein of 387 amino acids.